CAGGGAAAUAAUGCAGGGUUCCUGGGCAGAGGAAGAGUUAGCUGAGAAGCUCAGCUGCUCAGAGCUCAGCAGGAGAGCAACCUGCAUUCAUUAAGGAUGGUUUUGAAGAUCAUCUGGCCACUGCAAGCAUGCAAACUUCUCCUGGUGGUUUUAUCUUUGCCACAAGUGAGGACAAGUUCUGUUUUAACUGUGAAUGGUAAAACUGAGAACUAUGUCCUGGACACCACAUAUGGUGGCCAAGCAUCUCUGGAAUGUGCUGUUCAAAACCACACCAGAGAUGAAGAACUUCUCUGGUACCGAGAAGAUGGAAGAGUAGAUUUGAAGACUGGGAACAAAAUCAACAGCAGCUCUGUCUGUGUCUCUCCCAUCAGCGAAAACGACGAUGGAGUCCGCUUUACCUGCAAGCUGCAGAGCGAUCAGCAGGUGUCGGUCUCCGUGGUGCUCAAUGUUAUUUUCCCUCCUCUUCUAGACGGAGAUGCCUUCCAAACCAUAGGGGAAGACAAGGAUGUAAGCUUGGUUUGCAUUGUGAAAGCCAACCCCCCAGCGCAAAUGACAUGGCAUAAAAACAACAGCGUCCUGAUUUUAGAGAAAGACCGUCACCAAAUCCAAGAGACAAGGGAAUCUUUUCAGCUGUCCAUCACCAAAGUCAAGAAAUCUGACAGCGGAGUCUACAGCUGUGUUGCCAGCUCAUCUCUGAAAACGGAGACCAUGGACUUCCACCUGGUUGUUACAGACAAGGUUCCGGAUUUACCGAUAGAAGCAAUCAUUGCCGCCUGUGUGGUGGUCGUCCUGACACUGGGUUUUGGACUGCUUGCUAGGAGAAAAAGAAUAAUGAAGCUCUGCAUGAAGAAGAAAGACCGGAAUACAGACACAGCUCUAUGAGAAAGCUGAGCCGCCACCUAACACGUGAAGAGUUUUUGCAUCAGGACCACCUCAAUUUGUGAAAUGUCAUCUGUAUUUAUUGCUACUUUUCAAUUCACUCCGAUCAAAUUGUCAGAGGUUAUGAAGAAGUAUUUAAUUGUUAAUUACUAAACAGUAGUUGUUAUGACUAAUUCCAUCUACUUAUGGAACUAUUUUAUGCACAAGGUUUUGUAAUGAAAAGAUUCUGUUAAGCUCCUUGAAGUACAUGUUAAUUGACUGUGAUUUAUUCCUGAUAGAUUUGUAACUACUCACUAUCUGACUUAUAUUUUUCUAGAUAGGAGACUAACUGACAUUGGGGUUUUUCAAAUCAAUGCAGUAGCAAAAAAAAAAAAAAAAAAAAAAAAAAAGGAAAGAAGAAAGAAAGAAAAGAAAAUCAAAGUAGAGAACAUCAUGGAAUGAUGACGUUCCAAAGUUGCCAGGGAGCACAUAAAGACGUAAAUUAUCUCCUGCUUGCAGUCUCGUUAAUGUCUUAGGACUAAAGAAGGAAGGAUCUAAUCUCAGACUAUAAGACAUUCCUUCAAAUGGAAUAAAUUUAGUAUCAUGGAA
Molecule: messenger RNA, 1467 nt
Organism: Peromyscus leucopus (white-footed mouse)
Lineage: Eukaryota; Metazoa; Chordata; Mammalia; Rodentia; Cricetidae
Gene: Tmigd1
Product: transmembrane and immunoglobulin domain containing 1
Exons: 7
Coding region: 97-882 (261 amino acids)
Source: RefSeq, a predicted model, not a curated record